Molecule: messenger RNA, 1363 nt
Organism: Thermothielavioides terrestris NRRL 8126
Lineage: Eukaryota; Fungi; Ascomycota; Sordariomycetes; Sordariales; Chaetomiaceae
Exons: 1
Coding region: 421-1098 (225 amino acids)
Source: RefSeq, a predicted model, not a curated record
UCGCCCAAGCGCUCCCUCUUCGCUUCGGUCAAGGACAAACUGUCCGGGAGGUCGCGGUCGCGAUCGCGAUCGACUUCCCCGAGCCCAAACCCGACCUUCGGGUCCGAGUCUAGUGAGGGCUCGCCAUGGGGCAUCCCCGCACCCCCACCGGCGCCGGCCUCCGCCCCUGCCAAGCCGGCAUUCAACGACCCGCCGCCCCCGCCGUACUCGGCGUGCGCCCCGUCCGUCGCCGGCCCGUCUUCCUCCGCCCCGCUCCCGCCCACCAUCACCGUCAACCCGGCCCCGGCCCCGGCCCGCGCCCCGUCGCCGGCGCCCUCCUUCUCUAGCGCCCGCUCCAACCCCAGCAUCACGUCGCCCGAGGACCCCUACGCCUUCCUCAGCUCCUUCGACACCAUCUUCCUGAUCGACGACAGCGCCUCCAUGGCCGGCGAAUCGUGGCGCGAGACCCAGGAAGCCCUGCGCGCCAUCGCCCCGAUCUGCACCGCCCACGACGCCAACGGCAUCGACGUCUACUUCCUCAACGCCCGCAACUACGCCGCCCGCCCCGACUCGCCGGGCGGCUUCACCAACAUCCGCACCGCCGCCCAGGUCGAGUCGCUCUUCCGCAGCGUGCGUCCCCGCGGCUGCACCCCGACCGGCACGCGCAUCAACCACAUCCUCAAGCCGUACCUGCGCGAGUACGAGGCGGCGAUCGCGCGGACCGGCAACCCGGACGACUGCGGCGUCAAGCCGGUCAACAUGAUCGUCAUCACCGACGGCGCGCCGACCGACGACCCGGAGGCGGUCAUCAUCAGCGUCGCGCGCCGCCUCGACAGGCUCGACGCCCCGCCGCACCAGAUCGGCAUCCAGUUCUUCCAGGUCGGCCGCGACCGCGGCGCCGCCGAGGCCCUGCGCGAGCUCGACGACAGCCUCGCCGAGCGCGGCGGCGGCGUGCGCGACAUGGUCGACACCGUCACCUGGGACGGCAAGGACGGCUCCCGCAACUCGCUGUCCGCCGACGCCAUCCUCAAGGUCGUGCUCGGCGCCGUCGUCAAGAGGCUCGAUCGCCGGCGCGUCAGUCUCGACGCCCCGCCCAGUCGGAACCGCUUGGCGCCGUAGGCUGGCGGUCUCAUUUUUCUUUUCUUUUUUCUCUUCUCUUUUCGUUCUUCAUGGGAUUGGCCGGUAUUGCGGUUGAACAAUCAAGAAGUCGCAAUAUACGGUCCUGUAUUAUUUCACCUUUCCGUUCCUUCUUCGUCUCUCAGCGCUGAAUUAGACGUUGCACCGGGCAGUUAUUUGAGGCAUAGUCAGGGAGUGCAAGCUCAUAUCGAGAUGGGCCUGGCCAGAUUGAUACCCACCCACCAAUACAUUCUACAAUACCUAACUU